GCAGUGACAUUUUUACCAAAAAGAGAUGGCAGAAGAGAAGAUGAUUAGACCUGUUAGCAACUCAAUGAUCAAUAAUGGGAAUGAACUAAACAGCUGCUCCAUAAACUCGAUCUCUGGAUCAGUGAUUGAAGAAGCUUUUCCUAUGAAUGGAGGAGAUGGCCAAUACAGCUAUGGUAAAAACUCCAAUCGUCAGAGGAAGGCAGCUGACAAUGUCAAGGCAAUGCUGGUUGAGGCCAUUCUUGAAAACCUUCAGAUUGGUAAUCUGUGUAGUACUACCAAGUCAAACUCAUUCUGUAUUGCUGAUUUUGGUUGUUCCGUUGGUCCAAACACAUUCAUUGCAGUCAAUAAUAUCAUAGAAACCGUAACACAAAAAUUCGAGAUCGAAGGCCAAUCUUCACUUCUCCCAGAAUUCCAUGUAUACUUCAAUGACCAUGUUUCAAACGACUUCAAUAUACUCUUGUCAAACCUUCCCCAGAAUCAGCAAUACUAUGCAGCCGGAGUUCCAGGUUCAUUUCAUGGAAAACUGUUUCCUAAGGCCUCCCUCAAUUUUGCUUACUCUGCCUAUUCUGUUUUGUGGCUUUCUAAGGCACCACAGACAUGUAAUAAGGGGAGGAUUUAUUAUUCUCAUUCACCUAAAGAAGUCAGUGAGGCAUAUUCAUUUCAGUUUGCAAAUGACUUUAAGUCUUUUCUCGAUGCUAGAGCACAAGAAGUUGUUCCGGGAGGACUAAUGGUGCUUCUCAUAUCUGGCCGGCCAGAUGGGACACUUCCUCAACAAUAUUCCCUUGGUCCCCUUUACGACCCUGUCGAAUCUUGCCUUCUUGAUAUGGUUGAUGAGGGCUUAUUAAGCGUAGAUAAGAUCGACUCUUUCAACAUGCUAACUUAUAGUCCAUCAAUGGAGGAGGUACGUAUGGUGUUACUGGAAAAUGGGUGUUUUGAGAUUGCAAGAUUAGAAGAGCAACCUCCAAUGUCCGUUCCUUUGAAUACAACGCAAGAGCUUAGAGCUGGCAUGGAGAGCAUUAUCACAAAACAUUUCGGUUGCGACAUUGUAGAGCCGCUUUUUGAUCGAUACUCGAAGAAAAUUGCUGCACAGUCGCGUCCGCCCCUCACUGCUAAGGAUGGCUUGGCUGUUGGAUUAUUCAUCCUUCUCAAGCGCAGAAAGUAAUUUGGAAGUCUAGCUACAAUAAUGCAUGUUAAUGGCAUGCGCUCUUGUUCUAUUUUUGUUUUUUUAUUUUGUAUGUUCUGUCGAAUAUUUUUGAACUAAUGCAUAUUCUGUGAAGC
This is a messenger RNA of Rosa rugosa (rugosa rose), 1278 nucleotides long. Its product is annotated as loganic acid O-methyltransferase-like. The transcript is spliced from 4 exons. Bases 26 to 1162 code for a protein of 378 amino acids. Lineage: Eukaryota; Viridiplantae; Streptophyta; Magnoliopsida; Rosales; Rosaceae. Gene Ontology annotation, biological process: methylation. The record is from RefSeq and is a predicted model, not a curated record. Gene Ontology annotation, molecular function: S-adenosylmethionine-dependent methyltransferase activity.